Molecule: messenger RNA, 3680 nt
Organism: Vollenhovia emeryi
Lineage: Eukaryota; Metazoa; Arthropoda; Insecta; Hymenoptera; Formicidae
Gene: Ktl
Product: BTB/POZ domain-containing protein KCTD16
Exons: 1
Coding region: 20-763 (247 amino acids)
Biological process (GO): protein homooligomerization
Molecular function (GO): protein binding
Source: RefSeq, a predicted model, not a curated record
GCGUCGCGCCAGUCGCAGCAUGGGGGACCAGGAGCAACAGGAAACGAUGCCAAGCGUGGUAGAGUUGAACGUGGGCGGCGUCUUCUACACCACUGCCUUGACUACGCUGACCCGCGAGAGCGAUUCGCACUUGGCCGCACUCUUCACUGGCAAAUCCGCCGUGGAAAAGGACGCCAAGGGCAAGUAUUUUCUGGACCGCGACGGCGUGCUCUUCCGCUACGUACUGGACUUCCUGCGUAAUCAGGCGCUCGUCCUACCCGAGGGCUUCCGCGAGCGCGAGAGGCUGAAACAGGAGGCAAACUUCUACGGCCUGCCCGGCCUGGAGAAGGCGAUUCUGGAGAACGCCGAUUCCGGCGGGCAGACCGGCGGGGCGAUCGGCAAGCGCACGCCAGGGUACAUCACCAUCGGCUACCGGGGCAGCUUCGCCUUCGGCCGCGAGGGCCUGGCCGACGUCAAGUUCCGCAAGCUCUCGAGGAUCCUCGUGUGCGGCCGCGUGGCGAUCUGCCGGGACGUCUUCGGCGAGACGCUCAACGAGAGCCGCGAUCCCGACCACGGCAUGUCCGACCGCUACACGUCGCGCUUCUUCCUCAAGCACAGCGUCAUCGAGCAGGCCUUCGACAUGCUGCAGGAGCAGGGCUUCAGGCUGGCGGGUAGCUGCGGCUCCGGCACCGCCGGGAGCAACUCCGAGCAGCUCAAGCCUGGAGUGGACUCCGAGGAGAACCGCUGGAAUCAUUAUAACGAGUUCGUCUUCGUGCGCGAUUAAAGGGUCUCUCGCGCGCGAGCAAGUUGUACUCUGCCUGAGCACCCGCUGGCGGCUCGCGUCUCGCCAAAGUCGCGGGUCGCCGCGUCUGCAAUCGCCGCGCGAGGAAAGACUCGCUCGGUUGCCUCCAUCGAUUCAGGUCGAGGAAUUCGCGAGGACACGUGUGCCUAACGUGCGAGCGAACGGGAAUCUCGUUUCUAGCUUGUUCCAUGGCGCAUAAUGAGGCCGCUGUGCGAUAUCAAGAUCGAACGGGACUUCGGACGAGAGCCAAAAGUUUCGCCAAGUUCUUACAAUUAAUUUCGUCCCGUGAGAAAAUUUCCCAGUCACGGCCUGUCAUCAAUCAACGCUGACGUAACAGGAAUUUGGGACACUUUGGACACCGAGAGAGUACCCCAACAUCGUCAGCCUCCCGAAACGUCGUAUUCCGACAUUUUUCCCCCUUUUUAAUCGACUCUUUUACCGGGAGAUGAGAAAGCUGGCUAAGACACGACGAAGAUAGAUAUCCGAGAACUGUCGUCUUUCGAUAGUACCCUCGUCUAAAACAUUGACAGCGCUGAAAUAACGAGGAAUUGGAUUGUCGUAUUAAGGAGAACCCAUGAGCUCGUCGAGCGUGAUCGCGCGCGUUCGGGGCUGCGUUUCGUUUUUCAAAUCCGGACGUAACGCGGCGAGUCGCGAGCGGCAAGUCGACGUCGGACUUGAAAUUAAUCAAUGUCAAAGCGUGAUAAUCCAGGGGACGUGACAGGUCGUGUUGAAGCCAAGGACGUCCCGUUAAAUUCGUGACUGUAUGUUUUCUAUGUGUAAGACUAGAUACUCAACUGUAAAUGAGUUUGACCCGCAACUGUACAAAUAGAAUCUAAAACUCUUCCGACCGCGGCGCGCCGAGAUCCUCCGUAAUCGGUGCGCGCCGACGGCAGUAAGAAAAUUGCCAUUUCCGACGAAAGUCCGACGUGCUCCUAUCUGGGGCCCGUUGCGACGGAGAAACGUUUAUUAAAAAGCAGUCUCGCGUAAAUCCACGAGAUGAAAGACGCCAAUAUCGGGCGUUUUUCAUUGCCAGUGGACGCGAAAUAAGACGGUGAAUGGAACGUGCGCAAGAAAAGCGGAUCCGGGUGAAGGGAUGAUGUUGAAAUAUCUACGGGCGAACGCGACUUGGCCACUUAAAGAGGUAACAAUGUCAGAUACGUCAGUGAUAAAUGUCCCCGGAUCCAACGGACGAGAGAAUGUAAGGAGAAGCGCGUAAAUGCAAAACGGACUUGACGUGGAUACCGAGUAUCGGCUGCUAUUUAAAAUCAGAUUGAACGAAUGACGCAAUAACGCUUGCGUGAGUUUCAUUCGCGCCUGACGCGCGAGGAAAUUAAAGGUGAUGAAAAACUUCAAUUAUCGUCUGAUAACGAGGCCAUUAUUUAAAGAAAGUCUCCGGUGCUAGUACGCCGAGUAGUUAGUCUUGAUAAACGGUCGGGCCGAGUAGUCGCUGCUAGAUGACGGUCAGACCGAGUAGUCACCGCUGAUCGCUAGUCGGACCAAGUAGUUAGCGGUACGCUAGAGUCGGACCUUUUCUUUAAGUAGAAAAUACACCGCGGUGAGAGGAGACGCGGCGAGGAGCGACGUGGACAUCGAUAUCUGGCGAGUCACCCCCUUCAACCCCGUAUAAAUUCGGCUUAAAUAGAUGAUCCUCGAUGGGCGGAGCGACUUGUCGAAUGCGUGUACUUACAACCCGACACGAUGUCAAACGCGCUAUUCGAAAGACGGGGAAUGCCCGGGGAUACGCGUCCUCUUCUAUUGGCUUUUUCGUCACAUUUUUUAAAACCCGUUUUUAAAAAUGCUCCAUGCGCCUUACUAUUUUUUUUCCCCCCUGGAAAGCGGAACGUGUACAUGUGGGAGGGUGGGGGGCAAGCGAUUCAUAACUUUCGAUCUGUUGAUUCGCGGAAAUAUCGGGACACGACGGAAAGCGAAAUGUUGUUAUAAAUUUAUGACAGCGAGUUCCACGUCGUAAAUCAGUAUACCCGUAAAAACAUCUAGAUAAUCGAGAUAUCUUUCUCCCACUUGAAUGCAAUUGUGUUUUACGAAAUACAAUGGGGAAAGACAUUUUUCGGGCGUAGAAAAAGAGUUUGCGAAUUAUGAAGGAUCGACCGCUAUUAUUUCUCUUAUUUUCGUUAAUUUUUAUUGUCAAAAUUUUAUUUCAUAAAUACUUGUUGCUACUUUUUAACCGAUACUCUUUUGCUAGUUUUCAGUCGAGUAUUUUUACUAAAAACAAAAAAAAAAAUACUGCUCGGGACGAAAAAUGGCGAAUGCUUUUUAAACGUAUUUUUUUUUGGCAACUUUCUCGCUAUAGUAUUUUGAUUCGCGAAUUUCGGGACGCACGGUAUAGGUCUUUUAGCUUUUUGUUUUAUUAUACUAUGGGAUUAACAUACAAAAUGGCAGAAUUUUACUUGAGACUGUUUAAUUAUUUCGCGCUGAGAUAUUGUUUAUUCAUAUACCUGUUAAUAUUAAUAACUGCUUGCAUAUGCGAGAAGAUGAGAGAAUCGAAAAACAUUCGUCGCGAUUAUGAUCUUGUUGCAACAGGUUAUCAUGUAACAGACAAUGUUUAGCGAUUGUUCCGAAGAGUGCCGACGGCGCUGAACAGACGGGACAGAUAUCGAGUUUCGCGUUAGCUUCUCGUUAUCGUAGAGAGCGUACAGUGUGUCGAAGAUUUUCUUAAAAAUAAUGGAGAUAACAAAUCCUGUAUCGUAGCACUGUCUCAUAUAUCGUUAUCAUUACGGUACUUAUUAUUAUGGCGAUGAAUGUGUAGAAUCACAAAUAAAUAGCGUUAUCUCAGCUUUAAAUGCACACAUUUAACGUUUCGUAACUUGUUAGCAGAAUCAAAAUUGUGUAUUCGCGACGGAUUUAUUGCCACGAAGAUCGCACUGAAAAAAAUUUCUGGUUG